Messenger RNA from Ixodes scapularis (black-legged tick), 546 nucleotides. RefSeq lists its product as uncharacterized. NCBI's taxonomy places the organism in Eukaryota, Metazoa, Arthropoda, Arachnida, Ixodida, Ixodidae. The transcript has 7 exons. Bases 1 to 546 code for a protein of 181 amino acids. The record is from RefSeq and is a predicted model, not a curated record.
AUGAACACGAUGAACAAUCAAGAUCCAAGACCCCAGGAGCAGCGGUGCAAAGUAUGCUUCUGCUGCUUCCAUCUCGAGGAUCGAGCCAGCAUCCAGGCAUUCGCGGCACUGUGCUUCAUAUCCAAUGCCCUUGUGCUACUGCUCCUCUUCUUCAUCGUGGUCAAUCCCGAAGAGGCCACCGUCUUCUUCAAGCUGAACAGCAUCGACACCAACGUGGGGCAGAUCACAGCUAUUCCCGUGCCUUACGUGGUGACCACCACCAUCAGCAUCAUGGUGGACCUUUUUCUGCUGAUCGCCAUCGAAGAUAAUUGCCAGCCAGCCCUGCGUACGUUCAUCCGAUGGAGCUCUUUCUGCACCGGUUUCGAAGUGCUGUCCUGGGUCGGUCUCUUAGCGUGGAAGGCCAGCAGAGACAACUACUCGUUUUUCUACGUACCAACUUUGCUGGUCCUGGUCGCAGUUGCAUUUAAAGUAUACACCAUCCUCCGUCUAAAGAAGUACGUCAAGGUGUUGGAGUCUGCUCCCAAAAUUACGUAUGCCGCCCAAUAA